UGUCAAUUCUGCGGAGGGUGUACCGUCACUAUUUUCAGCGAGUGCGAUCUGUUGUUAUAUUGGUUGCACCUGUGGAUGGUAAAAAACCCGUGUAAAUUAGUGAAAUUUUCAAAGAAAAAAGUGCUGUUUCAAUCACAUUUCGUGGUAGAAAUCAGAACCGGCUGAUUUAUAAGUGCUCGCGAUGGGAAUCAAAUUUCUUGAGGUGAUAAAACCGUUCUGCAGUAUUCUGCCGGAAAUCGCGAAACCCGAACGAAAAAUUCAGUUUCGCGAGAAGGUACUAUGGACUGCCAUAACACUGUUUAUAUUUUUGGUCUGCUGCCAAAUUCCACUCUUUGGCAUCAUGAGUUCCGAUUCGGCCGAUCCGUUCUACUGGAUCCGUGUCAUUUUGGCGUCAAACCGAGGUACCCUGAUGGAGUUGGGUAUUUCUCCGAUUGUGACAUCUGGUUUAAUCAUGCAACUUCUGGCAGGAGCCAAAAUAAUUGAAGUGGGUGACACUCCCAAGGAUCGAGCAUUGUUCAAUGGAGCACAGAAAUUGUUUGGAAUGGUUAUAACAGUGGGGCAAGCGAUUGUUUACGUUAUGACUGGAAUGUACGGAGAUCCGGCGGAGAUUGGAGCCGGUGUCUGUCUGUUGAUCAUUAUUCAACUGUUUGUAGCCGGAUUGAUUGUGCUGCUAUUGGACGAAUUGCUGCAGAAAGGUUACGGACUGGGAUCAGGAAUUUCACUGUUCAUAGCCACCAACAUCUGUGAAACCAUUGUGUGGAAAGCAUUUUCUCCAGCGACGGUCAACACUGGACGUGGUACAGAGUUUGAGGGAGCUGUUAUUGCAUUAUUCCAUCUAUUAGCGACCCGACAGGACAAAGUUCGUGGUCUACGAGAAGCCUUUUAUCGCCAAAACCUGCCAAAUCUCAUGAAUCUUCUUGCGACCGUUCUCGUUUUUGCAGUAGUAAUAUAUUUCCAGGGCUUCCGAGUGGAUCUCCCGAUUAAAUCUGCCAGAUAUCGCGGCCAGUACAGCAGCUAUCCUAUCAAAUUAUUCUACACAUCAAACAUCCCGAUCAUUCUACAGUCGGCUCUCGUUUCCAAUCUGUACGUCAUAUCGCAAAUGUUGGCAGUUAAAUUUCAUGGAAAUAUAUUGAUCAAUUUGCUAGGCGUGUGGGCUGAUGUUGGUGGUGGUGGUCCGGCCCGUUCGUAUCCGAUUGGUGGUCUAUGCUACUAUCUUUCGCCACCCGAAUCACUUGGACACAUCGUUUCCGAUCCAAUCCAUGCCGUUCUGUACAUUGUGUUCAUGCUGGGUUCGUGUGCAUUCUUCUCCAAAACAUGGAUCGAUGUUUCCGGUAGCUCGGCUAAGGACGUUGCCAAACAGCUCAAAGAACAGCAGAUGGUCAUGCGUGGUCAUCGGGAAAAUUCGAUGAUUCAUGAAUUGAAUCGGUACAUCCCAACGGCGGCUGCAUUUGGUGGUCUAUGUAUCGGUGCUCUCUCCGUGCUGGCCGAUUUUAUGGGUGCCAUCGGUUCCGGAACCGGUAUCCUGCUGGCCGUCACAAUCAUCUAUCAGUACUUCGAGAUCUUCGUUAAGGAACAAAGCGAAAUGGGUGGAAUGGGUACGCUACUAUUUUAGAUCGUUGGCAGUGUUGUAUCUUGCGAGAUAUGAUCUUUUACUUUUUGCUUAAGUUAAGCGCAUUUCGUGGUAUGUGUGCAAAACAGCAGCGGCAAGGAAAUCACUACAAUUUAUGUAAACAAAAGAGUAAAUUGUAAACUGAUUUCAGAAAAGCAUACAAGAGAACAAGUUAUAAGUAGAAUCUGGCUGCUGAUUCGGGCGAGUGGCUUAGUUUCGUAGAUAAUGUGAGACGUCUUUUCAAACUGAAACCAGAAGUUAUUGUUUACGUAUAAUUUUAGUUCAUUCCUUAUAAAAAAACUAAUACAAUAUUGUACUAAAAACGCUAUAAUAGCGGAGAUGAUGUCAAUAAAAAUGUGUAGAAUAAUGAAUAA
This is a messenger RNA of Malaya genurostris, 1983 nucleotides long. Its product is annotated as protein transport protein Sec61 subunit alpha. Gene Ontology annotation, molecular function: signal sequence receptor activity; ribosome binding; transmembrane protein transporter activity. Gene Ontology annotation, cellular component: Sec61 translocon complex; membrane. The transcript has 2 exons. Gene Ontology annotation, biological process: post-translational protein targeting to membrane, translocation; SRP-dependent cotranslational protein targeting to membrane, translocation. The record is from RefSeq and is a predicted model, not a curated record. The coding region runs from base 182 to 1612 and encodes 476 amino acids. NCBI's taxonomy places the organism in Eukaryota, Metazoa, Arthropoda, Insecta, Diptera, Culicidae.